Messenger RNA from Ochlerotatus camptorhynchus, 9887 nucleotides. It is a transcript of the gene chb, whose product is annotated as chromosome bows. Bases 715 to 5238 code for a protein of 1507 amino acids. Gene Ontology annotation, cellular component: cytoplasmic microtubule. The record is from RefSeq and is a predicted model, not a curated record. The transcript is spliced from 23 exons. NCBI's taxonomy places the organism in Eukaryota, Metazoa, Arthropoda, Insecta, Diptera, Culicidae. Gene Ontology annotation, biological process: microtubule cytoskeleton organization. Gene Ontology annotation, molecular function: microtubule binding.
UGCUCUAGUAAUCACAUCAAUUUGCUGUCGUACGCGAUUAAUAUUAUGGGUCGUCCUAAAAUUGUUCGAAUCCAUUGAAUUAUUCUGUAAAUAAGUGCUUUAAGUGCUUUUAUUCUUUACUCGGAUCAUAGAGUGUAACAGUUGAGAGGAUUUUUUUUAAUCAAAGCCGUAUGAAAGUACGUAAAAUGAGGCGUACUUUAGCGUAGGUUCGGAUUCUUCUUUUUUUUUUGCUUUUUUUUUCUAAGUGCAUUUGGUUUCUGGAAAAAGUGAACCAUUCAAAAUGGAUGACGAAUCGGCGAUAUAAUAAGUGUUUUUUAGUGUUCCUAAACUUCCACAGUGUAAACUAUGUGAUUGACAGGGUAAUAUUUCCUAUUUAGAGAAGAAAAACGUAAAACAAUUGAGACGCGACUAACGGUACUCAUUCAAGAUGUGCUGCAGUGACUGUUAAUAUGGAAUGAAAUGAAGAUUGGAUCAUAAGGUUCAUCAGCCUGCUAAUAUCUUAUGUGGAUAAAAACAAUGUAUUAUCUACGGAGUUGCUGAUAGUGAAAAGUGUUUAUUUAUAAAAAAGACGAACAUAGUAAUAAAUGCUAAAGACGAACAUAGCAGUAUAAUCAAAACAAACGUUAAGUAUACAUCGAAAAAACAAACAUUCCAAAAAAUCUCGAAGUCAAAGCCCUUUUAAAUUGACAAUUGCACGGCUCAGUGUAAAUAAGGAUGGCGUACCACAAACCAACAGAUAUAGAUGGGUUCAUCACACAGAUGGCAAAAGCAGAUAUGCGAGUUAAAGCACAACUUGCAGAAGACUUGGUAUUGUAUCUCAGCGAUUCGGAAAACUCGAUAGAAUGCGUGGAUUUAGGCCUCCUCAUAGAUGGAUUAAUCCCGUGGAUGAUAGGGAGCCAUUUCAAGAUUGCUCAACGUGCACUAGAGGCAUUCACAGAGUUGAUCGUACGUCUUGGUCAGGAUUUCAACGCGUAUACCUCAACAAUCCUGCCACACACCGUGGAUCGCUUAGGAGAUAGUCGUGAUACAGUUCGAGAGAAAGCACAAUUACUGUUGCAUAAGCUAAUGGAAUGUCGAGUAGUUUCUCCACAAUCAAUGUUAGAUAAAUUGACGGUUUGCUUCAAACAUAAGAAUGCGAAAGUGAGAGAGGAGUUUUUGCAAACAAUUAUUAAUGCUUUAAAUGAGUAUGGCACCCAAUCACUCUCAGUAAAGAUGUACAUCCAGCCCAUAGUGCUACUUCUAGGAGACCCAACACCUACAGUACGAGAUGCAGCAGUGCAAACUUUGGUUGAGAUUUAUAAACAUGUAGGAGAUAAACUAAGAACUGAUCUCAGGAAAAGAGAUGUUCCGGCUGCAAAGUUUGCCAUCCUUGAACAAAAAUUUGAUGAAGCAAGAAAUGAUGGACUACUACUUCCGUCAGCGAUCAACUCAGCCAUUUCUAACGAUGAUGUUGAUACUGCCAUUGUGGCAAGACCAACACGCUUAGUGAAAAGGACUCCAUCCGCCACGCCACGGAAACCCUUAUUUGAAACGCAAGGAUCUGGAGAUUUGUUGGCCGCUGGUGCUGUGUCAUGGGAAAUAUUUGAAAAUUCUUUCGAGAAUGUUCCACAGCUGACUAUAUUUUCACAACGAGAUAUGGAUGAGCACAUGAAAUCAAUCAAUACUGUAAUUGGUGAUAAAAACAUGGACUGGGAGAAGCGAGUUGAUGCGCUGAAAAAAAUUCGGUCGCUUCUUAUGAUCAAUGUGCAAAAUUCGCCCACAUUCACUCAGCAGCUUAAAGACUUGUCCAUUGCAUUCCUCGAUAUAUUGAAAGAACUGAGAUCACAAGUUAUACGCGAAGGGUGUAUUACUUUGGCGUAUAUGUGCAAAGUACUAAAAAAUCGAAUGGAUCAGUUCGUGAUAUACAUCUUGCAGGAGUUAAUCAAUUUAAUUCAAAACUCUGCAAAAGUCAUAUCGUCUGCGGGACUUAUUACUCUCAAAUACGUCAUCAAACAUAUACAUGCUCCAAAAAUAGUGCCAAUAAUCACCCAGAAUCUCAUGCAAUCCAAGUCAAAGGAUAUCCGUAGUAUGUUGAGCGAAAUAAUGCUCUUGUUAUUGGACGAAUGGCCCACUAAAGCUUUAGAGAAAAACAAUUCUUUAUUAAGAGAUGCUUUACGCAAAGGAUUUUCUGAUGCAGACAGUGAAGCAAGAAGGCACAGUCGAUGUGCAUUUUGGAGCUUCCGAAGACAUUUCCAGGAUCUAGCAGAUAAUCUUUAUUCAUCAUUGGAUCCCGCUACACAACGUAUGAUGGAGCGAGAUCGAGACAAUUUAGGAACAAAUGGUACCAAUUCAAUGAGUGUUAGCUUGCGUGGCAGCAAUAGUAGCUUGAACUCUGUCCCUGGUGGGGUGAUAAAACGUAGGCAAUCUUCGGGACUAAGAAGUCCAGCGUCUGCUCAACCACCAGGAAAUGCAACUAGUAUCAGUACAGAAAAUUUAUCAUGUGCCCAAGCGGCUUCUUCACGAUUACAACGGACUCCGUCAUUACCUCGAACUUACUCUCGCAAUCGUAGCGGAAUUCCAGUUGCGCAUCGAGAUAACCAAUCAUCUGUGCGAGCUGGCUUGCGCAGUGUUUCUGCUGUUGAUACUGCUGCUGCCCAGAGAGCUCGCGCAAGAGCACAGUACUCAAAUAUGGCACGCAUGAAAAUAUCUUCAGGGUCAGCAUCGCUACAAGGUCAAUACGCUCAGCAAGCGCGAGCUAAAAAGCUACCAGCAUCGAUAAAUACCCCACAACAACCUCCAACCCCUGAACGAAGAAUCCGUUCGAGGUCAGGCGUGUCUCAAUCACAACCAACAUCAAGAAGCACUUCUCCUUCCAGUAGGUUACGUGACAAUUUUGGUAUUCCUUCAAUUUACAAACAAACUGGCACCGUGCCGAAAAAAAAUUCUGGUAUUCCGCGAUCACUGGUCAACUCCCGUGAAACAAGUCCUACAAGAGGAACACAAUUCGGAUCACUACGCCGUAACGCAUAUGGAACAAACAGUCCUAGAAGAUUGGAUCGACCACCAGUGAAUCCGGGACGGCCUGUCUUAGCGCAAAAAAUACUACAACAAAGCAGAGAAGCUGAAAAUGCUUUAGCAGAUGCACUUUCACCAGAUGAUCAUGAUCUGUCAUCAGAUUUUUCUCGUUUAGGAUUGCAUAGAAAAAUAUCACGAGACGAAUCUGAUGAAAGUGAAGCUUCGUCUGUUUGUUCAGAGAGAAGUUUUGACUCGUAUAGAAGAGGAAAUGAUUCAUACUCGUGGAACGGAUCACGAACGCGUCUUGAUAGUUCGAGGACCAUGAUUGAGGACAUCGAUACUAUAAUUCAAUUCUGUGCAUCCACUCAUUGGUCUGAGCGAAAAGAUGGCCUUAUCAACCUUACACAAUAUCUGAGUGAGGGGAAAAUGUUAACUUCACAACAACUUCAAUGUGUUCUUGAUUUGUUCAGAAAAAUGUUCAUGGAUCCACACAUUAAAGUCUAUGCUCUGUUUUUGGAUACUGUCAACGAACUCAUUCUUUCGCAUUCGAAUGAUUUACACGAUUGGUUGUUCAUUCUGCUUACAAGGUUGUUUCAAAAGUUAGGCGGUGAUUUGUUGGGUUCUAUGCAUGGGAAAAUUUGGAAAACGUUACAGUUGAUUUACGAGUACUUUCCAGCAGAUCUUCAAAUGCAGUGUGUCUUCAGGAUUCUUAUUGAUGCUGCUCAAACACCAAAUAUCAAAACACGACAAGCAACGUUGAAAUUUUUGACUACACUCGCUACUACAUAUUGCACCGCUGCACAGUUUGUAACACAUAGCCAAACUCAACAGUUAGUUGAUAGAGCAAUAUUAAAAAUUGUUCAAACUUCGUUGGACCAAAAAAGUCUUGAAUUGAAGUCACAAGCACGAUCAUGCAUCGUAGCAUUGUAUAACUGCAAUCCAUCACAGAUGACAAUGACUUUAGCUAAUCUUCCUAAACAAUAUCAAGAUACAGCAAAGGCAAUCAUACAACACCAUAUGCGACGUAGUACCUCAGGAACAGAUAGUCCAUCAUCUCCAUUAUCGUCGUCGAGCCCUAAGCCAUUGUUGAGCCCACAGCAAGGGCCAUAUAGCUUACAGAGCGCAUGUGUUUCUAGAUCACGCCAAACGUCAAUCGAUGUCACAGAUUCUAUGAACUCAGAAGAAGUUUAUAAAAAUCUCCGUAAAACUACAGCUGAAAUUCAAAACUACAGCUUUGAAGCAAAACUUGACAGAGAUGCCAACAGCAAAGAUUCUGGAAUAAGCCAAAUGGGAGAAGUUCAAAUGCAAAAUUCAGACAACUAUUUACUAGGUUCGAAUGGUUUAAAUGGUCAUGUUGGCUUUGAAAAAGACGACUCCUGUAAUGGAUCUAAGACGCAAUCGGCUACCACUACUGAAUCGAAUACUCCAGAAAACACUGUGCGUUUGGAUGGUAUCGAUAUGAACCAGAAACCCCUAGUACACUCGCAGCGACAUCAUCAGUACACGUUUACGGAUACAGGAGAACUUGUCGUAGACAGUGGCGUAAAGGAAAACGAUGUCAUCAAAGCAGCAAUAGUUUUAUCUCACGACACCAAUACAGAAACAAUAGUUCAAGUUCUGGAAAAUUUGCAAACAUGCAUUAAACACGGAAACUGCGAAUUACCAAUCAAAAACUUCAAGGCUAUCAUGAAAAUGUUAUUGAAUCUAAUGGAGUCACAAAACUUCACAGUACUGAUUGUAGCACUACAUACACUUGGACGAAUCGUUCGUAGUUCUGAAAUGAAAUCAUGUUGGAGCAAUUUCUUGGAAUUAAUUUUAUUGAAGAUAAUCGACUGCUACAAAAUUAGCAAAGAGGUAUCAAGAGAAAUCGACAUCAUCGUAGUAAAAAUUGCAAGUGUUCUACCAUUAGAUAUUUCUGUAAACAUCCUCAACCCAGUUAUCGCAACCGGUGACUUUCCAGCAAACCUUUGCGCGCUAAAAAUUUUGAAAGAAUUAGCGCAUAAGCAGGGCAAAGAUUUGACAGAUAAUCAUUUGGAUAGUAUAAUGCCAAACAUAGCUAGGUUAGCUGACGAUAGUCAAUCUAUGGUCAGAAAGGCGGCAGUAUUUUGUAUGGUAGAGUUGUACGUUGUGAUGGGAGAAGAGAAGGUGAAACCAAAAUUUGCGCUUCUUAAUGCUAGUAAAAUAAGGUUGCUGAACGUUUACAUCGCAAAGUCGUUGAGCAGUAAUAAAGGAUUGAACUCAUGAUCAAAACAGGCCAUGUGAUUUCUGUUCAAAGGACGCAAAAUCGCUAAAAAACUUUGUAAAUUUGGUAAAAAUAUUUCGGUUAUUAAUGAAUAAUAUUUAUUUGACAUCUAUACCAGGUCGACUGUAAUGUUGCUCUUUAUGUGGAAAAACGAAGUUCUUACAACGUCUCUUGAAUGGCUUAACAUGCCUUUAUUUAGUUGCAGUUAUUCAUGUUUAAAAUCUAUAGAAUGAAACAAUUUAUGUUCAAGAAUAAAAAAUCUGGUUAACAGAAACAUCCUACACCAACGUAAGGUUAUUAAAGUUUUAAAAAUUACCACAAUUCCCAUGAAUACUAGGCAUAUCGCAUGACCAACAUAAUGUAGGGUAAUUUACGGCUUCAUCAAUUCUUUUACAUAUUAUCGUCAGGUGGUAAACCAUGUUUUUUAGGGCCUUUAGCCCUACGGAUGCCCUGGACCCAGGGCUGGCAAAUGUCAUGUUCAAUGAAAGAUCUCACGCGAUAUUUAAAGAGAUACUUCUGUCAUUGGAUGAGAAAACAAUGAUAGAGAUUUUCUUAAAAAUCUCAUCGAAUUUUUUGUCAUGACAGAACGUGACAGUGUUCUGAUCAUCGUAAUUACUAGUUCAUUUAAUGCUAUUAAAGUUACUUGUACCGAGGAAAUCUUAAUAAUAUAUUCACUCUACCGAUUACAUACGGUUGUUUGCUUAAAUUCAUCUAAAUCAGUUAGAAAUGUUGAUGUCAAAACCGCAUAAGAAUUAUUCUCAUAAGUGCUUGAUUAUUGAAAAAUGACAAGAAAGCUAAUGAUAGGUAGUUUCGUCUCGUGAUAUCGUCACAUGACAACCGUGAUAUUUACCAGCUAUGGCCCUGGCAAAAAACUGAUUGUAUGACAUUUCUCGGAAAACCAAUACCCGGAAACCCAUUACCCGAAAAAUCAUCAAUCUCGGAAUGAACCAAAGAUUUUGAUCAAAUCAUAGUAUGAAAUGCGUAGGUUUGCCUUAAAUGUCUUCAUGACAUUCUGCUGACGGUUGACAGUCGCUUCUUCCAUUAUUUGAAUUUUUCUAGCCUUGGUCUUAUUGUAUUUUAUCAAUACGCCAUAUGAUUUUUGUGUGUGAAACAACGCUUUUCGCUAGCUUUGAUACAAACCAUUGCGUGGUGGAAAAUAAUAAAUAAUAUAAAAUCAGUUAUAGCUUUAUUACGUUUUAAUCUAGUUAUAUCUCUUUGGGAUGUUCUGCAAAGAUUUAGACAUCAAUAUAACACACAUUUUUUCUGAAGACUCCAAAGUAACACAUUUCCAUUUGUGAGAGAUACAACGAUAUUUUAGCCCUUUUUCAAGACCACAUGUAAAACAGAAUGUAAUGUUAGCCUUGUUAGAACUUAUAAAAAAGUUUAAUUUACUAGAAAUUCAUUUUUAACCUCGGCUUAAUUUCGUCGCCAAAGUCCAUAUUCAAGAAGAACUUUGCAUAUUGCUAUUUUUCCGCCCUUCAGAAAUGUUUUGGUGGCAAAUGCCACCUUCGCCAUCGCCAUCUGAUGAACCUUCAACUUAAAGCAAUGACAAAUGUUUGCUUAAGGACUGUUCAGUAUAUAACACUUUCAGUCACAAUUUUAUUAUUUGACUAUUUAGCUUAAUACUUUCUUCGGCAAGUUUUUCGUCUUUGUAUUUUUACUAAAUCUUAAAUCACAUGUGCUCUAAAAUGCAAUUUUUAUACUCAUGUCAAUAUAACUUGAACACCAGGAUAUUUUUUUCCAAUUGUGUCAAGCCAAAAAUGUUUUAUUUCAGCUUUUCUAAAAUUUUAUACACACAAAUUCAAAUAAAUAUGAAUUUCGUAGAACAAAGUGUUUGUACGAUUUUGCUCGAUUUUCAGUAUCAUUUUUCGUUCAACGUUUACAACUUCAGAAAAUUAAUAAUAAUGUCUCAUAAAUCUGAUUCUUCCUAAUACCGUAAGCUUAAUCUAUUAAGUUAUAGUUUUCAUUAAAUUGAAAAACAUAUGAAACAGUUAACAUAAAUUUAGUUGUGAUUAUUAACUCUGUCAAUACAUUGUUUUAUCACGUUGUGUUCUAAUUAAGUGAUCUGACCAGUGUAACUUUCAACUCGGGGAGCAUGCAUUAAGUACGUCACGCAAAAUUUAGAGAAAAUUAAAUCCCUUCUCUCUUUCGCCAAGUUUUUCUUAUAACCUAAUGCAUUGCUUAGAGUGUGACGUACUUUAUCGAUGUGGCGAAGGAUACUAUUUUGCUUAUGCAUCAUAGAUUCAACAUAUAGUCUAAUAUUUUUGUUUUGAUUAUUGUGAUCACCGUAAAACAAAUACCAGUAAAAGCCAAUUAAUCAGUUUAUUGUUCCUCAGUACACAUUGCCUUGAAAAAUAUUGAAAUCAGAUUGAAACUUUGAUUUUUAUAUCGAAAUUCCAAAAUUAGUUCACUGAUUUAAAUGAGCCAUUUGCCCCAUUGCACCAGUUUUAGGGUAAUCUAAUCAGAAAGUGGGCACCAAAAUCAAUGUGAGGUAGAUGCGCUAUAUAUUGUAUUCGGCGGCUUAUAGAUCAAAGCACAGUUCCUACCACACUUUGCUCCCUAUAAUUUUACAUCAGAUUAAAGGAGAUGGGAACGAAUGGGAGCCAAAUCAAACCAACCAAAAAAUGUUAAAAUUUAUGAAUGAGAGAAGAGUGCGGCGAAACCCUAUAGGGCAGAUGGGGGCAAUAUGUAAUUGUUUUACCGGUUAUGUUUCGUUUUCUACUUAAGAUAAUUGAAUUACACUUUUUAACAUUUAAUUAUAUCAGACUUUUGUAACACCAAGAAUGGAAUAUCUGUAUUUCCUUUUUGAAUGUGUUAAUGUCUUCGGCAUCUUUUAUUUCCAAAAAAGUUUAAUGUCGUCAGCAUAGAUUAAAACUUUCAAUUUCUUAAUAAUGAAAGAGAUGUCAUUGAGAUGCUUUGAGGAACUCCCGAAGUGACCUCAACGGGAUUUGAUGUCUUUCCUUUGUAUUUGGCUAUUUGAUGGCGAUUAGUUAAAUAUGAUUCAAGCCAUUUGAGGAGUGCGGAAUGAAUUACCAUUUUUGAAGUUUAAAUGCUUCUCAGGUAUGUCAAUUCGAUCAACCGCUUUGCUGCUUUGCAGAUAUACGAAACUUCUAUGUGGUUUCCGUUAUCCAUUGCUUACAAGGAAUAAUUAAUGAAUUCGAGCAAAUUCGUAGUUUUGGAACGGUUAUUAAAAAAAAAGUAUUUAUUCUGUUUUUAAUUUGAAGAAAUAGUUUUUCAUUUACAAUCGCUUCGAAAAGUGCAUCUAACCUUUAGAUGCAUCUAAAUUUUUUAAACCCUUUUGAACGUUGAUUUGACUUACGCUGAUGUCACUUGAAGAUUAUGGAUAAGAUCCAAAAUAUUCACGGCCACGAUCCUAUUCUGAAAUACUAAGGAGUUGAAUUAAAAAAGAUGAAAAUAAAUAACGGAUCAUCGUAAAUUUUCGUCGAAAAUUUCAUCGAAUCUCAAUUUUCAUCAACAACAAUAGUACGUGACGAAUGCAUGGAAAGUCAUAUAAGGUGUGAACAACGUUUGGGUUGCAAGUGCGUGUGAGAAAAUAUUAUCAUGUUGCCAGUUAUUUUAUUUGUCUUUUAUUUGUCUUCGCGUUUCUCUUUCUUAUAGGGCUCUAGUCAAAAUCAGAAUCAAAAAAUGUCUUUUUGGUACGUGUGACGAUUAUGGAAGGCGAAAAAGUGCAGUAAUAGAAAAGUACCAUAAAAAGCGCAUGUCGUAACAUGUUCCUGGUAUCAUCCAGAUUAUUUUUGGAAUAAUUUUAACAUUCGUAGCAUCACGUUCUCAGGGUUUAGCAGGAGUUAAUGCAUUUGGUAUAGGAAGAACGUGACAAAAGGGGGGAACGGGUUAAUUUUCUCAAAAUAAUUUAUUUUAGAAUUUUAGGUCAUUUGUGACUUGUUCGGGAUGAGAGUUGAACUCUUGACCUUUAGAGUGAGAAAUUAUCCGUGGACAACCUUUUUUAAUACGACUUGUCGAUUUCCACAAAGAGCGAUAAUUACAGGAAACAUUGGAUAAGAUUGAAGACAACAUAUCAAGAAGAUUGAAUAAUUUUCCCGUUUUCUCGUACGACUUCUAUGAUACAAGCACAAUCACGUCAUCUGCUGCGCAAAGGUAAAUAUGCUCCGAACAAAACUGAUAGUAAAAAUAUUAACCUCAAAAGAGUAAUUUACAUGUUUGUUCAUGCGUUCCUUCACCUUUGCUCAGACGCAGCGCUACUGUAUCUGACUCUUAGAUUUUAGCAAAGUUUCCAGUCUUCUUGAUAUGAUGUCUGCGAUAAAAUGCAGAAUUACUAUAUUAUUAUCAGUCAUUUUAUUUUACUGUAACCACAGUGUUGUUUAUUUUGUCAGCUACCUUUUAAAAUGAACAAGUAGAAUAUUUUAAUCGAAAAAUUGUUAACUUUAAAACGAUGUACACUAAACCACCCACGAUAAUAUACGUUACGCUGGGAGCCGGAUGAAUAUUCUAAUUCUAUAUUUAUUGUAUUCACUGUAAUAUCUCGGAACCCUCAUUGCUACUAAUUUUUACAGUGUUAAUUAGGAAAAGCUUUGGUGUUUACUAAGAUGUCCGGCGGCUAACCAGCAUUUCUAGUCGCCUAUAGUUAAGAAGAUACAAAGAUAACUGAAUAAAAUUGCAAACUAAUCUCUUA